This is a messenger RNA of Pseudonaja textilis, 2997 nucleotides long. RefSeq names its product decapping enzyme, scavenger (gene DCPS). Gene Ontology annotation, cellular component: nucleus; P-body. Gene Ontology annotation, biological process: deadenylation-dependent decapping of nuclear-transcribed mRNA. Lineage: Eukaryota; Metazoa; Chordata; Lepidosauria; Squamata; Elapidae. Gene Ontology annotation, molecular function: hydrolase activity; RNA 7-methylguanosine cap binding. The record is from RefSeq and is a predicted model, not a curated record.
UAAUCCAGUUGCGCCUGCGCGCUAGUUUUUAUGAUCACACAGAUGGCCGAGUCUCCCGCUCUGAAGAGAAAACGCGAGGAAAAAGAGAGCGAGAACGGAUCCGCCGGGUCUCAAAAUGAAGGGCCGGCCCCCGGCAACUUCCCUUUGGCCGAGCUCUCUGUGAUGAAAGUACUGAGGGAAUCCGCGCGGGAGAAGGCGAUCUUCCUCCACGGGCGGGUGAAUAAUGCUUCUGGGGAUAAGACAGAUGCUGUUGUGAUCCUUGAGAAGAUUCCCUUCCAGGAAGAGAACAUCACGGAACUCUUAAAGAAGCACACUGGGCUUCAGCUCCAGAUGUCCAAUGACAUCUAUAGCACUUACCACCUCUUCCUUCCUCCAGAAUUAAAUGAGAUAAAAACUACAGUGGUGUACCCAGCAACUGAAAAACAUCUUCAAAAAUACUUGUCUCGGUCAGUGUAUCUCAUCCAGGAGACGGGAGAGGAUUAUAAGAACAUCACUCUGCCUUUUAUCGAGUCACAAAGUAUCAGCAUUCAGUGGGUAUACAACAUCCUGGAGAAGAAGGCUGAAGCCGAUCGAAUUGUCUGUGAAAAUCCAGAUCCCAUCAACGGUUUUGUUCUCAUUCCAGAUUUUAAAUGGAAUCAAAAACAGCUUGAGGAUUUAUACUUGAUCGCCAUCUGCCACCGCAGGGGAAUCAAGUCAGUGAGAGAUCUUACGGCUGAGCAUCUCCCUUUGCUGAGAAACAUCUUGAAAGAAGGAGGGGAGGCCAUACAAAAGCGCUUUGGCCUUGCAAAGACCCAGCUGAGGGUUUACUUGCACUACCAGCCCUCCUAUUUCCACUUGCACGUGCAUUUCACUGCCCUGAGCUACGAUGCACCGGGCUGCUCUGCAGAGCGGGCCCUCCUGCUUUCCGAUGUGAUGUAUCAUCUGGAGCUGGACUCCCAGUAUUAUCAGAAGUGCCCCUUGACCUUUCCUGUCCGAGCAGACGAACCUCUGCUGAAGAAAUUCCAGGAAGCUGGUAAAGCCUGAACACCUGAGGAUCUUGAAGAAAGAAGGGAUGAAAAAAAUAUAUACAUAAACACAAAAUGAGGAUACCUUUAUAUGGUCUGUAAAAUAUUUUGGGGUUUUUUUUUUUAGACUUAACUUGUAUUUUUUUUCUAUUGGAAGAUUUUUUUUAAAAAAAGUCAACAAAUAGCUGUGUCCAGGAGUUCCAGGUGUAUCUUCCUUCCCCUCACCGCCCCCCCCCUGCUGUUUUUGGAGUCCCCAUUGACCCAAACCAGUACAAAUAGUGGCCAGAGUGUCAGCGUUCCAAGGGAACCCUCAUUGCCAUCCCCCGCAGUGGCAGCCCUGUUAAGUCCAUCCAAAGAUGGAUCCAGGGCUGACACAGAGUUGAUAGAAUUUGAAAAGCCACCGAAUCUGGAAGGCUACAGGCAUCAUGUUCUUGUGCUAUGUGGACCAUGGAUUUGACAUUUCCGAUGUUUCAGCAAAUGGCAGAUUGAUGCUCUUCAAUGGAUUUGGGAGUUCAACAGCCUUCAGCCCUACCAGCUUCCAUGAUGGUGACAAAUUGUGGACAUUGUAUUCAAAAACAAGAUGCAGAAAACCUCGCGAUGCAAGCAAGAUUAUAUGUGCUUCAUGUUUCUAUUUCCUCCCGCUAAAUUUUACAUUUGACCUUCUUUUAAAGCAGCAAUACUUGACAUUAAUCUGGGUGCUUUCCCUGGGCUGGUUGCUCUCCAGAUUAUUUUAGACUACAGUUGAUCACCUGACUGUUGGCUACCAAGGAUCACGAAAGGAGAAAUAAGUUCUACAUCAGUGUUUCACAAUUUUAAGAUAUGUGGACUUCAACUCCCAGAAUUCCACCAGCCAUCAUUUUAGGUUGAUAAAUCCUGCUCGACACACAACCUGGAAGAAAGCCACAUCUACAACAGUAACAUGCAAAAAUGGAUGCCUAUAAAACAUCAUAAAAAGCCCAAAUCAGUUCAGUCUAUGAAAAUUGGCUCUUGUUUUUUCCCCUGUUCAUUUUCCAGCUUUUCAGUCAAUAGUAUCUGGUCACUGUAUUGGCUUGUCUAGCUUAGGGUUGGGGCAUGUUUUCUCCAGAUGUUUAAGUUCAACUUUACAUAAUCUUAGCAAGUAAGGGAAGAUUGCAGCUGCAGGCUAACAUCUGGAAGGCCACCCCAUUGCCUUUUCCCCUAAGUCCUUAUGUGACUUUUUUGUUCCAAUAAAACUGACCAUGUGUUUCCUGUAAAGUAACUGCAUUGUUUCUCAGCAUUUUUUUUUAAUUCUAAAAGUCCACAUGUUUUAAGUUUAAUUAAAAUUACAUGACAUCUGAGCAGCUUUGCAAAUGUUAGGGUGGCCCGGACCAAUCUUUAAAAAGGAGUUUUUGCGGUCAGGAGUGUUAAAAGAAUGGAUUAAGAAAAGAAAAAGAAAGAAGUAUAAAGAAAGAAUAAAGGUAUUUUAAUAUCUUUUAUGCUUCUAUGGACUUCAUCCCCAUAGAUCCUGUUUUUUCCCCUUCUGUUGCUGUGACCCUGACUUGUUCUUGCAGAAUGAAUUCACUAUUAAAAUACAGAAAACUGUAGAAUUCUAUUCCAUUUCUAUCGCUGUUAGCAUUUCUAUCAAGAUAUGAUUUAUCCUCCAAACUGCAAAUAUUUAGUGAUUUUUAGAUGGCUUGAACUUAGGGGGGGGGAAAGACAGUUUUUUGCUAAUACAACUUACAACCACAACAGGGACAAGAAUUUCCAUUACCAAACAAGGCAGUUUUAAGUUAGUGCCCACUGUAUUUAUUGUUUUGCUUCAAUUGUUACGCUUAUCACUGCAGUUGUUUAAUGAAACAUUCUGUGCUUAAUUGAAUCCAGAUGCCCCUGUUGACUCACCUUGGCAGAGGCUGGCUAGGCAGGUUGAAGAUGGCAAUCGCUUCAUCCUGGGAUGUUUCAACCAUCGUAAAAUAUAUGCCAGCUGCCAAACACCCAAAUUUUGAACUUGUAACCUGUGGGAAGUUUUUUUCAUUAC